Molecule: messenger RNA, 1056 nt
Organism: Nicrophorus vespilloides
Lineage: Eukaryota; Metazoa; Arthropoda; Insecta; Coleoptera; Silphidae
Gene: Tim23
Product: mitochondrial import inner membrane translocase subunit Tim23
Exons: 5
Coding region: 112-720 (202 amino acids)
Biological process (GO): protein import into mitochondrial matrix
Cellular component (GO): TIM23 mitochondrial import inner membrane translocase complex; mitochondrial inner membrane
Molecular function (GO): transmembrane protein transporter activity
Source: RefSeq, a predicted model, not a curated record
GGCAGCGCCGGCCAGAAUGGUGGUCGACUUUUUAACAACCUUGGACUUGUCUUUUAGCACAGGUUUUUUUUUUGGAAUAAUUUCGGGUGAAGCCAAACGAAACUCUCAAUAAUGUCGACACUGAACGAUAGCGAAGACAUCUACACAUCCAACUACGGCUCAGCAGAUCAAAAUGCAGGAUUAGCUGGCUCCUUCAAACCAUUCUCAUCGCCGUACUUAAAUUAUGACCCCGUCUACAUCCCCGCCUCGCAACCCGAAUACAUCUUCUUGGAUGGACAAAACAAGCAGAGGGGCAGAUUUGAGCUGGCCUUCGGGCAGAUCGGAGCUUCCUGCAUGAUUGGUGCUGGAAUAGGUGGAGUCACUGGAUUCUACAACGGACUUAAAGCCACAACACUUGCUGGACAGACCGGUGCAUUAAGAAGAACACAAAUGCUAAAUCAUAUUAUGAAAAAGGGAAGUUCCAACGCCAACACACUGGGUUCAAUUGCUGUCAUUUAUUCAGCCUUUGGUGUAAUCCUUUCAUGGGCAAGGGGAACAGACGAUGAUGUUAACACAAUCGUUGCAGCCACAGCGACUGGAGCUCUGUACAAAUCAACAGCUGGUCUGAGGAAGUGCGGCGUGGGCGCUGCCGCCGGUUUAGGUUUGUCCUGUUUAUACGCGCUCUGGAACUCCCGAGAGAAAUUAGCGGAAUUGAGGCAGUUCAAUCCAGCGCGAAGAUGACGACCGGACGACUAAAGUAAUUCCCCCGAACGAAACCGUAACUUUAGGGAAAGUGCAGUUUAUCAAAAAGAAAAAAAAAUUACAAUGCAUUACGAACGAACAAAAUAUCGAUACAUAUUUUCUACAAGAAUUGUACAAUUCGUUUUUUUUUUUAUCUUACUCUCGUUAUACUCGAGACAAUUUUUGUUUGUUUCUGUUUUCCAUUAAUAAAUUUUUGUUUUUCGUAACGUAACAUUUAAUAUCUGCAUGGAUUUCCAUUUCUUCGAAUGCUGCUGUUGUAAUGAAGGAUUUGUUUAAACAAUUUUCGAUUGCUAAUAAAAUGGUGCCAAAGAUAAA